This is a messenger RNA of Nymphalis io (European peacock), 3054 nucleotides long. RefSeq names its product Fanconi anemia group J protein homolog. The record is from RefSeq and is a predicted model, not a curated record. Gene Ontology annotation, cellular component: nucleus. Gene Ontology annotation, molecular function: ATP binding; DNA helicase activity; hydrolase activity, acting on acid anhydrides, in phosphorus-containing anhydrides. Gene Ontology annotation, biological process: nucleotide-excision repair; double-strand break repair involved in meiotic recombination. The transcript is spliced from 19 exons. NCBI's taxonomy places the organism in Eukaryota, Metazoa, Arthropoda, Insecta, Lepidoptera, Nymphalidae. The coding region runs from base 185 to 2962 and encodes 925 amino acids.
CCUAAGUUAAAUGUUAAUUCGUAAAAAGUAUACAUUGUUAUAACUUACGUAUAAAUGUGCCUAAAAAAGGAAAUUAAUAUUUCAAAACAAAUAGAACUAAUGCAAUUAAAAUAUUGUAGUCGUUCCAGUUAAACUAAAACAAGUUCAAUACUGUUGAAAAGUUCGCUAUUUAUUGGCGGUCACUAUGUCUUCGCCGAUAUCUAUAUCUGACGAUGAUGAAAGUUUCGAUGUAACGCCAUCCCUUGUAGAGAUAUCUAAAAUAAGUCGAACGAUUGUUUUAUCAGACGAUGAGGACGAAGAACCUUCACAAUCUAACGUAAAUAUUAGGCGGGGUAUAAUAAAAAAUCUCUUUCCUAAAACUUCAGAAGUGAAGGGAGAAUUUACUCGAAAUGGUGCACAUACAUCGGAAAAUAAACCACAACAUAACAUUACUAUGGAAGGGGUUAAAGUUAUUCUUCCUGUUGAACCAUACAGUUGUCAAAAGGCUGUGAUGUCAAAAGUUAUAUGUGCACUAAACAGAGAAGAAAAUUGUUUAGUGGAAAGUCCAACAGGCACUGGUAAAACUCUAGCUCUCCUCUGUGCAACAUUAGCUUGGCAGAAGAAAUUACAGGAUCAGAUCUCUGAAAGUCAGGCGAAAGAAAUCAUUGACAAGCAUCCAGAAGUGGUCGGUGCCGUCGACUACAUCACGAGCCCGCUCAAAAAAAACGUUCCGUUCCCUGAAAACUUUUUCUCGAAGAAAACUUUUGGUGAUAGGAGUAUUUACGAUGUACAGACGGAAGAACCAAAACAAUACAAAGUCGAAAAACGAGGCAACAGCUCCACAGAUGAGAUUUGCGAAGAUGGCUUCGUAACGAUACACAAGAAAGUACGAAAAAACUCUAACGACUCAGUCAAAACUAAUUCAAAUCUUGAACAUAAUCCUGAAACACUAACACCCACUAAAAAUCCAAUACAGAAAGAUGAAGAUACACCAGAAAAAGUUAGAGAAUUAUACAGCUUGGUCGAGAACCUUCGCUGUAGGACGUCCAUGCUUGUUGAUUGCAGCCUGCCUGUCAUUUACUAUGGAGCUCGCACGCACAAACAGCUGCAGCAAGUCGUCAAGGAGUUCAAGAGAACUGUGUACUGUGGGGAAAUGUCUAUGACGAUACUAUCCAGCAGGGAGAAGACCUGUUUACGGGAGUACGAUAGCAAGCAAUGGCCUUCGAAGAACGAUAUGUGCACAGGCUGCACUAAGACAUUUCAAAAGGACAAAACUUCAAACCAGGGUACCAACUGCUCCUUCUACGACAAUCGUAAAGCAUUGAAUCACAAGACACUUCCGCCUGCUUUCGAUCAGACAGAUUUAAUCGAGGCUGGGGAAAGAUUAAAGGCGUGUCCAUUCUACGCUGCCAGAGAUAUGGCAUCUGGUGCCAACAUCGUCUUGUGCCCUUACAACUAUCUAGUCGAUCCUGGCAUCAGGAACAGUAUGAAAAUUAAUUUACAAGACAAUAUAGUGAUAAUUGACGAGGGACACAACAUCGAGGACAUUUGUCGCGACACUGCGUCCUUCGACUUCAAAAUGGAACAUCUCCGUACCGCAAUCAAGGAACUGACCAAUGUAGCAUCAUUGCGCUACGGUAGCCAACACAUGAUGUCACACAACGAUUUUUUACUGAACGUUUUGAAGAAAUGGGAACUAUGGUUUGAAAACCAAAUCCCUUUGAUAAAAUCUGUAGCGAUAAACGAUAACGAAGCCAUAAAACUGUUUGAAAUGGAUGCGUUUGUGAAUACUCUGAACGAAUACAGCAUUGGAAUGGAUCGGUACAACGGAUUCAGUAAAAACGUAUUAGUGUUUUGCAAGAAACUGCGUGAAGAUCCUCGAACUUUAGUCGGAGUGACGCAAAGUACUGGCUCUUUGCUGGAAUCACUUGAAACUGUGCUCGGUUAUCUGUUCCGUGACUCAGGCAAAAAUAUGAAACACUUCACACCGGUUUUCGUUCGGAAGGUAGAGUUCGCGCAAGAGAACAUGUCGUGGCGGACUUCACAAUUUGAAAAGUCAGUGCGAAGCGAACAGUACAUCCUUCGUUUUAUUUGCUUGAAUCCGGCCGUUAUCUUCUCGGGACUGCACUCGGCGAGGACCGUCAUCCUCGCCUCGGGAACUCUCACGCCGAUCGACGCCCUGAAGGCGGAACUCGACACGAGCUUCCCCAACACGAUCAGCCCUAAACACGCUAUCUACGACGAUAGGGUGUGGGUGGGCUCGCUGAGCGCGGGCGCGGGGGGCGCGGCGCUGCGCUGCACGCGCGCGGCGCUGCGCGCGGGCGCCGCGCUGGACGCGCUCGGCCGCGCCGUGCGCGCCGUGUGCGCCGCCGCCCCGCACGGCGUGCUCUGCUUCCUGCCCUCCUACGAGCUCAUGGCGCGUCUGCGCACGAGAUGGGCGACCACCGGCCUUUGGCAGGAGCUCGAGGAAUUGAAAGAUGUCUUCCUUGAGAGUACCGAUGCAAGGAAGCACGAGGAAAUUAUGCAGAGGUACGUCGCGAGCGUGGAGCGUCGCGGCGCGCUGCUGCUGAGCGUGUUCCGCGGGAAGGUGGCGGAGGGGAUGGACUUCAAGGACCGCCAGGCGCGCGCCGUCAUCACGGUCGGGAUACCGUUUUCUAGCAUGACAAAUAUAGCUGUGAGUGAGAAAAGGAAAUACAAUGACAAAUAUUCGAAGGACAAGAACAGCUUGUUACUUGAAGGUAGCGAGUGGUACCGCGUGCACGCGUAUAGGGCACUGAACCAGGCUCUAGGGCGCUGCAUUCGGCACAAAGACGACUGGGGCGCCUUACUGCUGAUCGACUCUCGCUUCGAAAACCCAUAUCACAGGGAACACCUGUCCUCCUGGGUGAAAAGCUUAUUCAAAACCAACGACCAUUCGUUCAAUAUUCUAAAAGAUUUAAACGCGUUUAUGAUUAGAAUGAAUCGAGACGACACAAAAACAUGAAAGCCGAGCUAGAAAAUGUAUUGCUAAUUUUUAAUUAUUAUCGCUGUAAACUGUUGUAUUACUUAACAAGUGCAUUUUAUAUAUUUUUUUUU